CUCCUCCUCCCGCCGCAGGUCCCCAGCGCGUCCCUCGGCGGAAGAUGCGAGGCGAGGCGGAGGGCCGGCUGUGAGCUGCGGGCGGGGGGAGAGGCCCGGCGGUGUCCCCGGAGCGGGGCCGGAGCCCCCCUCCCCCCCCUCCUCAGGCCGGCGGGUGGCGGAGGAUGCGGGUCGGGCCUCCUCGCCGAUGAGAGGGAGGAUGGGAACCCAGGGCAGCCCGGUGAAGAGCUACGAUUACCUCCUCAAGUUCCUGCUGGUGGGGGACAGCGACGUGGGGAAGGGAGAGAUCCUGGAGAGCCUGCAGGACGGGGCCUCCGAGUCCCCCUACGCCUACAGCAACGGAAUUGACUACAAGACCACUACUAUCUUGUUGGAUGGCAGAAGGGUCAAGCUGGAACUGUGGGACACAUCAGGGCAAGGAAGAUUUUGCACCAUUUUCAGAUCCUACUCUAGAGGAGCCCAGGGAAUUCUCUUGGUGUAUGACAUCACUAAUCGCUGGUCCUUUGAUGGGAUAGACCGAUGGAUAAAGGAAAUAGAUGAGCAUGCCCCAGGUGUCCCUCGGAUCCUGGUGGGAAACAGGCUUCACCUCGCCUUCAAGCGGCAGGUGCCAACGGAGCAAGCCCGGGCUUACGCGGAGAAGAACUGCAUGACGUUUUUUGAAGUCAGCCCCCUGUGCAACUUCAACGUCAUAGAGUCCUUUACGGAGUUGUCCCGUAUCGUCCUCAUGCGGCAUGGCAUGGAGAAGAUCUGGAGACCCAACAGAGUGUUCAGCUUACAGGACCUGUGCUGCCGAGCCAUCGUUUCCUGCACCCCGGUCCACCUCAUCGACAAGCUGCCAUUGCCCGUCACCAUCAAGAGUCACCUGAAAUCCUUCUCGAUGGCCAACGGGAUGAACGCGGUGAUGAUGCAUGGCCGGUCGUAUUCCUUGGCCAGCAGUGGGGGUGGGAGCAGCAGCAAAGGUAACAGCUUGAAGAGAUCCAAAUCAAUUCGUCCGCCCCAGAGCCCCCCACAGAACUGCUCACGCAACAACUGCAAGAUCUCUUAGCAGGAUGGACAUGCCGUGAGCUUCUAACGUAUCCACACCCACCCACCGAUGUACAGCUGUUUGCACACUUAACCCUUUUCGACUGGAUCCUUUUGGAUGGGCCGCGGUUGCUUUUCCAAUGGCACGCACAAGCGUUAGGAAUGGGCUCACGUUUUGGCUUCGCAUAGGAAGCGUGGUGCCGGCUGGAUCUCACAGCACUGGCAGGGAGAGGACUCUGCCAAGUGACCCUCCAAGAAUGCUUUGGGCUUUGCCUCUUGGCCUGGGGUGGAAAAUUCAGCAGCUGCUGGGUUGGGGAGGGGGGAAGGGGAAAAAAAGCUCAUCCAGUCUCAAUGGAGAAAUGGAUUUAAUGGAAGAUUGAGAGGCUUAAGGGAGUAGGCAAGGAGAGUCUCUGCUGCAACUUUAACUCUUGGACUCCUGAACAGAUUGCUGGUGCAAUAGUGAUCAUUGGAUGUAGAAAAAAAAGAAAUGGGGACAGGGGACUAAUGACAGUUUUCACCAGGAUGUUAACCUGCUGUUGCCAAAAAAAAAAAAAAACAAAAAAAAAAACAAGGCAAGGGGAGGGAAGCAGUCUGCUUGCCUUCUUCAUUUAUUUAUGUAAAUAUUAUACAUAUAUAUAUAUAUAUCACUUGUUUUUUAAGGGUUUUUUUAAGAAGCAGUCAGGGAAAAUUUUAUGCAGCCAUGUAAAUACAAGCACUGGAUUAACUUUCCCAGUGUCAGCAAAGGGGAGAAGUGGAGGAUUUUCUGAUGAAAAUAUACAGAUGCUUUAAGAGACUUUCAAUCCCCAC
This is a messenger RNA of Haliaeetus leucocephalus (bald eagle), 1830 nucleotides long. It is a transcript of the gene RAB40C, whose product is annotated as RAB40C, member RAS oncogene family. The record is from RefSeq and is a predicted model, not a curated record. NCBI's taxonomy places the organism in Eukaryota, Metazoa, Chordata, Aves, Accipitriformes, Accipitridae. Gene Ontology annotation, biological process: intracellular signal transduction; protein localization to plasma membrane. Gene Ontology annotation, cellular component: plasma membrane; endosome; synaptic vesicle. The coding region runs from base 188 to 1045 and encodes 285 amino acids. The transcript is spliced from 6 exons. Gene Ontology annotation, molecular function: GTPase activity; GTP binding.